AUGCUGCUGGACGCGGGGCCGCAGUUCCCGGCCAUCGGGGUGGGCAGCUUUGCCCGACACCAUCACCAUUCGGCGGCUGCGGCGGCAGCGGCCGCGGAGAUGCAAGACCGCGAGCUAAGCCUGGCGGCGGCGCAGAACGGCUUCGUGGACUCGGCCGCGGCGCACAUGGGCGCCUUCAAGCUCAACCCCGGGGCCCAUGAUCUGUCCCCUGGCCAGAGCUCGGCUUUUACCUCGCAAGGGCCCGGGGGCUACCCGGGUUCUGCCGCAGCGGCAGCCGCAGCCGCAGCCCUGGGGCCCCACGCCGCCCAUGUAGGCUCUUAUUCGGGAGCACCCUUUAACUCCACCCGGGACUUUCUGUUCCGCAGCCGGGGUUUUGGGGACUCGACUCCGGCCGGUGGGCAGCACGGGCUAUUCGGGCCAGGGGCAGGAAGCCUGCACCACCCGCAUACAGAUGCCCAAAGCCACCUUCUGUUCCCAGGGAUCCAUGAGCAGCACGGCCCCCACGGCUCUCAGAAUGUGCUGAACGGGCAAAUGCGGCUGGGGCUGCCCGGGGAGGUGUUCGGUCGCUCGGACCAGUACCGCCAAGUGUCCAGCCCCCGGACUGACCCUUACUCGGCGGCCCAGCUCCACAACCAAUACGGCCCCAUGAAUAUGAACAUGGGCAUGAACAUGGCAGCGGCCGCCGCCCACCACCACCACCACCACCACCACCCAGGUGCCUUUUUCCGCUACAUGAGGCAGCAGUGCAUCAAACAGGAGCUCAUCUGCAAGUGGAUCGACCCGGAACAACUGAGCAAUCCCAAGAAGAGUUGCAACAAAACUUUCAGCACCAUGCACGAGCUAGUCACCCACGUCUCAGUGGAGCACGUCGGGGGCCCUGAGCAGAGUAACCACAUCUGUUUCUGGGAGGAGUGUCCUCGGGAGGGCAAGCCCUUCAAGGCCAAAUACAAACUGGUCAACCACAUCCGUGUGCACACCGGAGAGAAGCCGUUUCCUUGCCCCUUUCCCGGCUGCGGGAAAGUUUUCGCCCGUUCGGAAAAUCUGAAGAUACAUAAAAGGACCCACACAGGAGAGAAGCCGUUCCAGUGUGAAUUCGAAGGCUGUGACAGACGCUUUGCCAACAGCAGCGAUCGGAAGAAGCACAUGCACGUCCAUACUUCGGAUAAGCCCUAUCUUUGUAAGAUGUGUGACAAAUCUUACACCCAUCCCAGCUCCCUGAGGAAGCACAUGAAGGUCCAUGAGUCCUCCCCACAGGGCUCGGAAUCCUCCCCGGCCGCCAGCUCGGGCUAUGAGUCCUCCACCCCACCCGGGCUAGUGUCCCCUAGCGCCGAGCCCCAGAGUACCACCAAUCUGUCUCCGGCUGCUGCUGCUGCAGCGGCGGCAGCGGCAGCAGCGGCGGCGGCGGCCGCUGCGGUGUCCGCGGUGCACAGGAGCAGCGGGGCUGGAGGUGGCGGCGGAGGCGGCGGCAGCAGCGGGGGAGGCAGCGGGGGUGCCGGUGGCGGCGGUGGAGGGGGCGGUGGCAGCAGCAGCACCGGCGGGGGCGGUGGGACCGGCGGGGGUCACAGUGGCCUCUCCUCCAACUUCAACGAAUGGUACGUCUAAAGGAGGGGCCAAUCUCCUUCUCCCAACCCC
Messenger RNA from Trichosurus vulpecula (common brushtail), 1632 nucleotides. RefSeq names its product Zic family member 2 (gene ZIC2). The transcript is spliced from 3 exons. Gene Ontology annotation, cellular component: nucleus. NCBI's taxonomy places the organism in Eukaryota, Metazoa, Chordata, Mammalia, Diprotodontia, Phalangeridae. Gene Ontology annotation, biological process: central nervous system development; regulation of transcription by RNA polymerase II. The record is from RefSeq and is a predicted model, not a curated record. Bases 1 to 1602 code for a protein of 533 amino acids. Gene Ontology annotation, molecular function: RNA polymerase II cis-regulatory region sequence-specific DNA binding; DNA-binding transcription factor activity, RNA polymerase II-specific.